GUUCAACACACAGCAGGGCCAACGAUGAUGUUGUCUUGUGUUCUCUGUAAUGUUUUCUUUUCCAGGACGUUGCAAACUCAGUGGUUUUAAUCCUGCAUGUUCCAACUCUGGCAAAACUCAGGUCACGAGGAAAAUCACGAGUAUUUAUUGUCAAGAAAGCUAACGAAAGUCUGUGGUUUUUAUGCAAUGUUUUUUACUGAUUUUGCCAUGCCCUCCAUUGGAACAAUGGGAUUUUCAGUAUGUUCUUUUUCAUUCUUUCAUCAUUACUCAUGGAAAAAAGAUUGAUACUGAAUGGCCCUUGAGCAAUCAGGAGGCAGUUUAUCGGGCCUGCCUCAAGCUGGGUGGUUAUUUUUGCUGUUCUGGAGCUUCUCUUCAAGGCUAGAACCUUGGUCUCUCUCUCACAACAGCCCUCGCCUGCCUGCCCCGCAACCACUGAUCUUCGCAAACACGCAGCACGGCGAGCAGAGGGCGAUUUGGCUCCUUCGAGCGGGGAGAAGCUCAGCGUCCUUAGUAAAGCUCAGGUGUCAGACGGCGUCCACCCCUGGAGCUGCGAUGGCAGGCAGGGAGCGCGUGGCAAUGCUGCUCCUGGCUCUGUGUGGCGUGGCCUGUGCAGGUCCGCUGUCCAGGAGCCCCUGUGAGCUGCUGCCAGUCGGGGAGGGGCACCCGGUGCAGGCCCGGCUGAAGAGCUUCACCGUGCUGGCGGGCUGCGCCAGCCGCGGCUCCAUGUCCUGGCCGCAGGAGGUGCACAUCAUCAACCUGAGGAGCUCCGGAGAGGACAGCACCGGGCAGCCGGUCGCACAGGUGACUCUGCAGCUGAAGCCCAUCCAGUCCCUGCCGGAGCACGAGAAGCCGCUGGUGUUCGUGCUGAACUCCCUGCGCCCCGUGCAGUGGAAGCUGGAGACGGAGAAGCUGGCUCCUCAGGUCAAGCGGACCUUCCAUGUUUCCGAAGGCUCGACGGUCCAGUUCGAGCCCGGAAAUUUCUCCCUCUCCUGCAAGGUUCUGCAGGAAAAGCUUCCCACCCACAACGAGCGCCUAAUGACGUGGGCCAAGAGGAAGUACGAGGCAGUGACCUCCUUCUCCGAGCUAAAGGUCGCCCAGAACAUCUACAUUAAAGUGGGCGAAGACGCCACGUUCUCAGAGACCUGCAAGAUAGACAACAAGUUCCUGUCUCUAAAUUACCUGGCUCAGUACGAGCAGCCCCAGCAGUCCCUGGGCUGUGUGCUGUCUGGCCCCUCUGAGGACAGGGAGGUCCACAUCAUCGAGCUGCAGGCGCCCAACUCCAGCAGCGCUUUCCAGGUGGACGUGGUGGUGGACAUCAGGCCCCUGGACUCCAACGCCGCCCUCCGCCGGGACCUGGUGCUCGUGCUCAAGUGCCAGAAGUCGGUCAACUGGGUUGUGGAACCGCGUGGGCUGGCGGGCCGGCUGGAAGUUCUGACCUCGGAGACUGUCUCGGUGGGGCACGAGGUGGAGAGCUCCAUGCAGGUGGUGAAGACGGCCAGGCAGAGCCUGCCCUCGGGCUCCCAGGCUCUGAUCCACUGGGCGGAGGAGCGCGGCUACCGUCCAGUCACCUCCUUCACCAGCACUGCCGUGGCCAACCACUUCAGCCUGAGGCUGAGGGAAGCAGGUGUGGUGGUGGAGGAGCCCCUCAGCAUGUUCCCCCCGGAGCUGGAGCGUCUGCGCAACCUGAAGCCCCCGGUCGGCCCAGCGAGCUCAGGGCCCCUCGAGCUGCCCUUCCUCUUCGGCCGCGGGGGAGGCGGCCGGCCGGAGCCGGGCAGGCUGCCCCUCUUCCCGUUCCCAGCGGCCGAGUGGCCCCCCGCGGAGCCGGAGGAGCAGCAGGGCUCCGUGAGCAUGGGGCUGUCCGUGCGCUGCGAGGAGCACCGGAUCGUGGUUUCCGUGGACAAAGAGAGCCUGCAGGCGAAUGGCUUCAGAGGAGAUGGCAUCACUCUGCAGGACCCUUCGUGCAAAGCGACAGCCAACGCCACACACUACACCCUGGAGACGCCGCUGACCGGCUGCAACACCACGGUCUUCCAGCUCCCUGGCAGCCCAGUGGCUAUUUACCUGAACUCUAUCUGGAUCAACCAGUCAGAGCCAGGAGAUGGAAGUGGCUGGCCUUUUGAUUAUGAGGACAUGGAGUCUGGCGAUAAUGGCUUUGCCUCCGAUGCUGAGGGCCCAGAAAGGACUGGUUCUGAACCAGAGGCACACGGACCCGUCUCUGUCUUGUUUAACUGCACGUACGGGCAGGCUCAGGAAUCUCCAGGCAGCACGCUGGCCAGGCACGGGCCCAGCAAGAAUCCGGUCAACAACGCGACCUUCAACAUGGAGUUCUACAGCACCGACCUCUUCCACUUUCCCCUGCCCCAGGCCUUCCCCACCGCCUCCGACAAUGAGCACAUCUUCGUCGAGGUUUCAGUUACCAAAGCCGACCAGGAGCUGGGGUUUAUGAUUCAAACGUGCUUCAUUUCGCCGCAUUCAAACCCCAACGUGGCCUCGGAUUACGUCAUCAUCGAGAACAUCUGCCCCAAGGACGAGUCUGUGAAGUUCUACUCACCCCCGAGACCCGGCUUCCCCCUCCUGCAUGCGCAGACGGACAGGAAGAGGUUCAGCUUCACGUUCAGGUCCAGAUACAACAUCUCCCUGCUCUUCCUGCACUGCGAGAUGACCUUGUGCACAAAGAGGCAGGUGGACAGCCAAGGCCUGCCCAAGUGUAUUCAGCCAGAUGAAGCCUGCACUGCAGUCACCAUAGAGACGAUUCUGGCCAUGAUGAUGCACAAGAAGAUCUCCACCAAGCCGCUGGUCGUGGUCUCCAACGGCCCUGUCCCUGAAGGUCCUCCCACAAGGAAAGAUGUGCCAGAAACCGAGCCCCCUCCUGAGUAUGUAAUCUAUGGCCUGGACACUCCCACUGUGGUUGGAAUCGCCUUCGCGGCUUUCGUGAUUGGAGCUCUGCUGACGGCAGCCUUGUGGUUCAUUUAUUCCCACACAGGUGAGGCGGCCGGAAGACACCAAGUCCCCACGUCGCCCCUGGCCUCUGAAAACAGCAGCGCGGCCCACAGUAUCGGCAGCACACAAAGCACCCCCUGUUCCAGCAGUAGUACAGUCUAACCCAAGGGCCGGAGCCACGCGGGGAGGCCGGAAGAGGCCAGGGCUCUGUGGCGAGUGUUUGUUGACUUUAGCUUUCCCAGGACGAAAGGAAUUAUUUUGGGUUGCUUUUGAAGGCAGAGAAGGGUGUUUGAUUUUAUUCUCUUUCUCGCUCUAACUCUUUCUCUCCCUCGACGUAAAAAAAAAAAAAAAUCACCUGCCGUUGUCCUCCCGCUGGCUGCAGUGGGGGGGGGGCCUUUCCGUUCUCUCCAGAAGAAAUUCCAAGACCGUGCGGCAGAAUGACUACUAGUGAUCAUCCCACAGUGGGACUCAUGAAAACAAGACAGAACCAAAACAAAGAGAAAACACAGCUGUGCUUCAGAAACGCCAGCCCGGUUCCGUUUUCUUUUCCAAAUGCUGCUUUCUACAACUAAAGAAAAACUUUACUUUUAUUUUUAUUUUAUAUUGGUCUUGUAUAGCUUGUAAAUGUUAUAGUAUAUAUACCUGAAAGGGAUUCAAGAAAAGCUAAGAGCUUAUUUGUAAAAGAAUGUAUUUGUGCAUAUUGUAAAUAGGCCCCUAGUGUUAAACUGACAUUGAAAGUAUAAAACACCUUGAGCACGACAUCUUUUUUUCAGUUUUCCAAGUAAUUGCAUUGCACAGACGGCAUCUAGCCAGUAUUUCUUAAAGCUCCUAUAUAAAUGCUACAUAUUAUUUUGCCAAAAAUAUCAGAUACUUACUUAAUACUCUUAGUUUUCCUAUGUGUUCUUGGUCUGGGAUUGUGUACAAAAGAGUGAAAAUUAUCGUUUGUGCGCAUUUCUGAAGGAUGGGGCAUUAGAACUGAGAUAACAACUAAAGGAGAAGAAAUAAUUAGUGAGUGUUAAAUGAUUGUGCUUCUCCUGGGUCUUACACCACUAUCUCUUCCUUUUUGAGGUUAUUGUUAUGUUGUUUAAUUCCCUUUGUGUAAUGCCAGAGAACUGAUUCCUCUGCUUUAAUCUUGCAAGGGAUUGAGAGGAAUGCCAGACCUUCUGAACGGCCACGCACUGAGCAGGCGGACCUGAGCAGGGCUUGUGGGGUUAAAAGGGAAAGGAGCCCGGAACCCCUGGGAGUUAGGGGGUCUGAAUGCUUCUCUCCUGUUUAACACAGCUGCUGAGAUGUGAGAGGUGCCCCGGCGAGAAUGAUCUCUCUGUUCAAAACAGCAACACCAGCACACAAUAACCAGUAUAGCAAUAAGCAACAGCCCAAAAUACCCUUGUGGUUUCAGUGGCUUUGCCUGACCUGAGCAUCCCAGGAGCCAGUGAUACAUCACAGAUGCAGUCCAGUUGCCUAGGACACUGUCACUGUCCAUUCUGCCACACAGAAAGGCAGAAGGGAGUUGGGCAGCAGCAGUGCUCUGAGCCCAGGUGAGUUAGGCCUCAUCACCGCAGUCCGGUAAACCGAAAAGAGGCGUGCGUCACAUUAGUUUCACACAAGAUGGUCUUUUCUCAUCUUUGCUUCUGAACGUGAACAUUCUGAUGACCGGCUGAAAAACAAAUAGUUCAGAGCACCUGUUGAAAUUUAACUCCUUUUUUAAUUCACUCAUUUUAGCAAAAUAGCCACUUUUAUGUGCGAGCACGGCUUUACUGAUACACGUGUGCAUGGUGUUGCUGUACUGUGCGUGUUUGUCGUUCGUUAGCCAGUAUGAGCAAUAUAAUCCCACAGCCCUCUAUAAAAUUAAAACCUACAGCUGUAAGUCCUAUUUAUUAUGUACCUUCUCAAAAUCGAUUGUAUUUUUUGGAAAUAAAAGGGAUUGGAAUAAAAAAACAGGGAAGAAGGGAGAGCAGAACAGAUUUGGUUCAUACAGAGCAAUCAGUGUAUAUAUUUAGUCAGAAAAAGCAAAUCUGUAGACAUCUAAAUCAGAAUUUUGAACUAAUUCUUUAACAAUGUUGCUUGCUGCUGACAUUUCUUUUUAGAAUGUAUUUUAUUUCAAAGCUUCUAAGUAAUUGUAAGUGUGUCAAACUUGUAUAGAUGUCUUCAGAGAAGACCAAGUAUUUUAGUACCAGAUAUUUUUAUUGUGGACAGCUUGUAUAAAGUCAUAUUUGUUUUAAAAUAUUUACUUAAAUAGAGCCAACCUAUAAUUUUGUAUUCUUCUUACAUCAUGUACUGUGAAUUUUUUGUGCCUUGUUGUUGGGUUUUCUACUACUCUGUAAAUACCUUGCUUUGUUACUGUGACCAGUACUAUGCUUUAAAUACGAUUGUGUGUACAUAUGUGUUGGUUUGGUGAAAAGGUGAUGCUCUUUAAAAAGACAACAAAUAGAGCAGUACAGGCAGCCUGUGUUGGUCAGGUGUUCGAGCCCAAAUGUUACCGAGACAAUCCACCUCUGUCCAGGAGAUGAAGGUGUGUGAAACACUGGGGUCUGGGAGAUUCAGCCAGCUGUAGAAUCAACUCGCAUGCAGUUAAUCUCACUUGCAAAUGAACUUCUGGAGGAGAAAAUGUCAAAAACCUGUUUCUUUAAACCUCACGACCACCGUCACAGCUUUCAUUAAACUGAGCACUACAGCAUUUUUCUCGUGAGCAAAACCUCUUCCCACGAUCCUCCUCACGUCCUGGACGCCUCCGAAGGAAGUGUUUUGGUUCAGGACACUCCGAAGUGUCAUUGGAUUUGGAGGAUAGCAAGAUCUUUAUAAACACGAGCCUCCUCCUCCUGCCCGUGGAGACAGUCGUGUUUAGACUGCCCAUGACGCGUUCAGACAGUUGUGGGUGAACGAUGACUCCAAUUUGCUUAAUUUUUAAAAGACACCCGCGUACAGGCAGCAAUCGGCAGUUUGUGGCCUGUUUAAUUGAGAAGCAUUCCAGUGGUUUUGUGACUGGCGUUAUCAGAUGUGGCAGUCCUACUGGAGCAUUGCUACUGCUCCAGCUCCUUCUCUUAACUCCCUGGGAGCUGCUGGCUUUGGGAAACCUACAGCUUUAUGGGGGGGGAGGGGGUACUUAGGGAGGCAUGUUGAUCCCUUGGGGCUCUCUGUGCCUGAGCACCACCAGUGCAAGGGUGCACCCCGCUUCUAGCAGCACGCCCUGAGUGCGGCACAGUCCGUUCUCACAGAGGGGGAGGCCUCCUGCGCUCCUCCUCUGCACACAGCGGGGCUAACACGUCCCCCCGGCCCGGGUCUGCCGGCCCCCUUGUCUGCGAUCAUGGAGCGCGGUCCAGCAGAGCAGCAGGAAGAGCCGGUCUCCGCGCGCGUCCGAAGAGCCCCACGCUUACCAGAGCAGGCAGCUGCGCCGCAGGGGGAGACACCCGAGGGUCAUUACUUCAGCCCUUUAGAAAAUGUUGGAAAAUUGAGGCUGGAAUUGUUUCUUUUCGUUUCUGGCAGCCAUUUCUCUGAAGUCUAUCUACCUCACGGUUUUAUUUUUUGCCCUUGGUAUGGGUGUUAGACGUACCUCCUAGCUGUCAUGACUUGCUCGACGCUGGCGGGUCAGGAGGCACAGGGAUGAAGCUCGAGGCCCAGGGGAGUCGGGGUGGUGGGUCAGAGGGAAGCGGGGGGCUCGUGAACUGCUCUGGGAGAGGACCCCUGGGGUUCAGCAGCCCGUUAACAAGGCAUGCUGGCUGCUCUUCACCUGUUCCACAACGUCUAGCAUUUCCCUUCCGGGACGACCGUCUGAAGGAAGUGAAAAUCUUUACAUAGUAAAAGGGACAUAUUUGAGUCCACAGAGGGGGGGGGGGGGGGAACUUGUUGGUAUUGUAAUUCAGCCUGGUUGGGUGUUGCAUUGUACUGGACAGGAAGCACUUAUACCAAACUGGCCAGGCUGGUCACUUCUGGGGUUUGAACUUUUUCCAGCUCGGUAAGCUGUUGUACAGAAUAUCUACUUUUAUAUACACAGUGCCUUUUUGUAAGCUUUUAUACGCAUAAUAAAUUCUUAUGAUUAUUA
Messenger RNA from Lepisosteus oculatus (spotted gar), 6979 nucleotides. It is a transcript of the gene tgfbr3, whose product is annotated as transforming growth factor, beta receptor III. Gene Ontology annotation, biological process: cell migration; transforming growth factor beta receptor signaling pathway; epithelial to mesenchymal transition. NCBI's taxonomy places the organism in Eukaryota, Metazoa, Chordata, Actinopteri, Semionotiformes, Lepisosteidae. Gene Ontology annotation, cellular component: cell surface. Gene Ontology annotation, molecular function: transforming growth factor beta binding; glycosaminoglycan binding; transforming growth factor beta receptor activity. The record is from RefSeq and is a predicted model, not a curated record.